AUGUCUUUACCCGGGAAUGGAAUCUUUGUGGUCCAGGGCGAGAUGGCUAUGCUGGUCACCGCCAUGCGAAGGAGUGCACGGUGGGGAUCUCACUCUUUCCCAAACGAAGAAUACGAUAUGCUCAUGCGAACCUUUCAAGACCUGAAAAUAAUUUUGAAUCAAGUUGAUGAUCUUCGUCUAUUAGAUCCUGCAACUUAUUUAAGCCCUUUCUUAGAAGUGAUACGAAGCAAGGAAACAACGGGACCCGUCACAAGCUUAGCACUAUCAUCUAUACAUAAGUUUUUAUCAUAUGGGCUGAUAGACCCCACACACCCAAGUGUUCCUGCCACAGUGGAGGAUAUAGCAGAUGCUGUAACACAUGCUCGGUUUGUUGGCACAGACCACUCAUCGGAUGGUGUUGUUUUAAUGAAAAUAUUACAAGUAUUACGAACACUGAUGCUGAGUCCUGAGGGUGCCAUGUUGACAGAUGACAGUGUUUGUGAGAUUAUGCUCAGCUGUUUCCGAAUUUGCUUUGAAACUAGGCUUACAGAGCUUCUUCGUCGUAAUGCUGAACAGUGCCUCCGAGACAUGACACAACUUAUAUUUAUGAGACUACCUCAGUUCUCUCCUGAAGAUAACAAUACUUUUACCACUAUUGGCCUGUCUCUAAAGCGAAGAGAUAAGGUUAACAAAAAGAAAUCCCUUUCUAAUGCUCACAGUACAAACUCCUUGGACAGAAAAUCGCCAGUUACUGACGCUUUAGCAAAUGACACCCAACCCGAUACCGAAUCGAGUAAGGUCCCAGUUCUCAAACAAAGUCAAGACAAAGAUGUAAUAAAUGAAGAGGAGAUAACGAUAGAACCAGACGAAACUAAACCAACGACCAAGCAUGGACGUCACUCUUCCAUGGACUUAGCUAAUGGUAACACACCUAUCAGUCAACUGCUGGAGAAAUGUGUCAAUUCUCAUGAAAAGGAUGAAGUGACUACAGGUGAUGCAAAAGAGGAGAAUGAAGUGUCAGCCGAAUCACUCGAAGCUCCCGAAAGUGCAGAAAAAGAUGUAAACCAAGAAGCAAAAGAAGAAAAGGUAGAGGAAUAUGUCAACCAUCGCGGUAUUAGAUUCAUGGCCCAGGAUGAUACUAACUUGCAACCGUAUGGACUUAGCUGUAUUAGGGAGAUAUUUAGGUUCCUAAUAUCUCUAUGUAACCCACUGGACACUCAGAACACGUCAGCGAUGGUACACCUGGGACUGCAGCUGGUCGGAACUGCGUUGGAAGUGUCGGCCGAUAGACUGGCACAAUAUCCCUCAUUGCUAUAUCUAGUCAAGGAUCCACUUUGCAGGAAUUUGUUGAGUCUUCUUGACACCGAAAGAAUAUCAAUCUACGCCCUGGAUUUACAAAUCUGGUUCCUCCUCUUCGAAGCUCUACGCGUCCACCUGAAAUUUCAAAUGGAAGCAUUCUUCAAGAAGAUUAUAGACAUAAUAUCCACGGAUACAACCAAAGCAAUCUACGAGCUAAAGGAGAUCCACCACAUCACGUUGGAGAAUUUGUCCCAGAUAUUCAGAAUUCCUGGCCUCUGUACGGAGAUGUACUUGAACUUCGACUGCGAUGUUUAUUGUAUGAAUGUCUUUGAGGAGAUGACGAAACUGCUGUCGAAGAACGUUGUCUCUUCCACGGCGUAUAAUAUCCAUUCGUUGUCAUUGGAGGUGCUGAUGACGAUCAUUGAAGCGAUCGAAAUGGGGACGAGCCAGAAGGAAAGGAGUUUCGAGGAGAAGAUAGUUGUGGAGGAGAAGGGGGAGUUUGAUCGUGGGGGACAUGUUACGUUGGAAUUGGGGGGACUGGAUGAUGUGUCGGUCGUCAGUGAUCACGUGACUCAUGAUAUAAGUCAGUAUUUUGGGGGGAGAAUGGGGAGACAUAAGCCCACGAUGGAACUGCCGACGGAGGCCGAGUUGGAUAACAUCAAGAAUUUGAAGAAGUGGGUUACCCAAGGCACAGAGCUUUUUAAUCAAAAACCAGAACGCGGUAUAGAAUACUUGCAAGAACACGGCGUACUGGCAACACCACUUGAUCCAAAGGACGUUGCCACUUUCCUCAGAGAAAAUCCUGCUUUAGACAAGAAAAUGAUAGGUGAAUAUAUAUGCAAACGUUCGUCCAGAGGCGAAGAUGACGACGGACCGAGCGUAUUAACAGCGUUUGCGGACAGUUUUGAUUAUUCUCAGCUGCGAAUUGAGCAAGCUUUGCGGCUGUACCUAGAGACGUUUAGACUGCCUGGGGAGGCCCCGCUCAUAUUUCUCGUUAUGGAGAAGUUCGCUGAACGAUGGCAUACAACGAACGGAUGUCCGUUCGCGAACACGGACGCCGCUUUCCGACUCGCGUACGCAGUCAUAAUGCUCAACAUGGACCAACACAAUCACAACGCGAAGAAACUCAACGUUCCAAUGACUCAAGAGGACUUUGUCAGAAAUCUUCGUGGGUGUAAUGGUUCAGGAGAUUUUCCUACUGACAUGUUGAAAGAGGUGUUCCACUCUAUUAAAAAUGAAGAGAUGGUAAUGCCAGCGGAACGAGUAGGUCCAGUCCGUGAUGCGUAUUUAUGGAGGGUUCUUCAGAGAAGGGGAAAGACUCCCGCUGCGAUAUUUCGCCUGAUUCCCCCUUUUCAUCCACAUCAUGCGAGGUUGCUGCCCAUUGUGUGUCCACCUGCUGUAACAGCCUUAUCAGCAGCGUUCGAACGCUCAACACCACCGACAGUGGAAGAGAUAGAGUCGAAUGCCCGCGAUUGUAGUGCGCUGAUAUCUCUCAACGGCUUAGAGAGAUGUGCGGCGUUGGUAGCAAGACUGCCGGCAGAGACUUUGACCCUGGAUACCUUGCUGCUGACUCUUUGCAAGUUCACGGGACUCUUGACUCCUCAGCACGCUUCAUAUAUUGCUGUUGGGGUAUCUCUCGGCCAGUCAAGUAAAGCGCAGUUGGCGUUGCGUCGCGCGUGCGCAGUGUGGGCCCAACACGCUGAGUGCGUGCGCACGAGUUGGCGACAUCUAUUGGAGAUCACUAAUACGUUGUAUAUAGGACGUUUAUUGCCUAAGUGUUUAGUAGAAGCAGAGGACUACCUGUCGUCUACUGGAACUGUAUCUUUAGUUCGGGAAGCGGCUCGUGGAUCUGAAAGCGGUCUACUCUCUAGUAUCUACUCGUACAUAGCGCUCGGGGAAUCUGGUAUCCGUGCUCCAACACCCCACGAGAAAGCUUUGAUAGAUGCAGCAAUGGAAUGUGUGGGGUCCUGCAACUUCCCGGGGCUUCUAGUAUCGGAGACGAAGUUUUUGCCUGUCGAGAGCUUACAGGAGCUAAUUCACGCAAUGAUAACGGUGGGAACUCCAGCGGAUUCCGACAGUUUACAGCUGAAUCCGCAGUUGGAAGAUAUCACGAUAUUCUUCUUCGAGCUGCUGGGUCAGACGCUCAUCCAGAAUCGCGACCGUCUCCUGGCCGUAUGGGAGGAGUCCGGUCCCCAUUUAGAACGAGUGGUAUUCUGGGCAGCCAGUCGGGGUAACUACGCGAUGACUCGCGUAUUAACAGCACUUCUACGAACAGCUGCGAGGUUGAUGCGAUGCGAGUUAUGCGCGCCCACAGUUCUGCUACACCUGCAACUGCUGUUCCGUUUGCCAUAUAAACUCUUCUACCAGCAGGCUGAUGUGAUAUCGUGUGGCGUAUACGAAAUAGUGAAGACGUCAGCACAGAACAUUCACAGUGGAGCUGAAUGGUCGGCCUUACUUUCCAUACUUAGUGCUGCUGGAGCUGGUGCCUGGCCCCGCGAUGCGUCUAUGCCUUCCGGUAAGUCAAAUCUUUUCUAUGACGACCUAUUUCUUUUAGCACGCGAGCAGAGAACCAAUCGGUCCAGAGGUCUAUGUCAGAACAUGCCAAAGAAUGCAUUAAUAAAAACCUUUGUAUGUAUGGCCGCGAUUUACCCAAAAACAUCCAAAACAUAA
Molecule: messenger RNA, 3948 nt
Organism: Pieris macdunnoughi
Lineage: Eukaryota; Metazoa; Arthropoda; Insecta; Lepidoptera; Pieridae
Source: the annotation of a GenBank genome assembly